AAUACUAACAUAUGUUAAGGUUCACUUUUUUAAAAACAAUAAAUUUAUAUCAAAAAUGGUUUGAACAAUUGUUAUCUAAGAGGGGGAAAACCUACAAAAUUACAAGUGAACAAGCAUUCCGUCCGUUCAACAAAACAGAAUGUACCGGCCAUUCCAAGCGUUGUAGAAAUUCGAAGAUACAUGAGAUUUACAUGAAAACUGAUCCGAAGAAAUAGAUCGUCAAUAUGAAAGUCGUAGUUAAUAAGAACAUCCACGAUGUCCAUAUCAGGUUGGAAUUCGUCUACCAAAACAAGCAGCUCUUGACUGCCAUUUUCGUCAGUCUGUUGGUCAUUAUUGGAACUAUUUUAAAACUCGGAUUGAAAAAUAUCAAUCGGUACGUGCCUGUUACUCCAGUUCAAGUGUCUCGAUCAGAAAGACGCCUUGCGGCAGAGGCUGAAAGUUCCAAAAACCAUAGAAGAAAAGCAGUGGUUGGUGAAACGUACAACCCAGAAGCCGACAAGAACGGCGAAAUCGUUAAGCACCAUAAAACUGAUGCCCAAAGACAAAAUUUACAAACGAACCUGAAGAAGAUCCUCCUUUUGCAGAACCUCUAUUCCGAACAAUUCGAUCAAAUCUUAGACGCGUUCUUCCUCAAGACUGUAAAAUCCGGUGAGUACGUCAUCAAAGAGGGAGAUGAAGGCGAUUAUUUCUACGUAAUCGAAAAAGGCACGUAUUCUAUAAUUAAAGAGGAGAACGGACUGCCGAAAGUGAUCCAAAAGUACAUCGAUGCCGGCAGCUUCGGAGAGCUCGCCUUGCUAUACAGCAUCCCCAGGUCGGCUUCCGUAAAAGCAGAGACCGAGGGCUUGCUCUGGGCCUUGGACAGUAAGACCUUCAGAAGAAUCAUAAUAAAAGCCGCUCACAAAAAUAGAAAAGCUUACUUAGAUAUGAUCAAAAACGUCAAGAUCUUGAGCCACCUCACGGAAAAGGAAAGAAUGAGCCUUGCCGACAAUCUGGUCCAGAAAGUCUACAAAGACGGCGAAGUAAUACUGAAAGAAGGCGAUGAAGCGAACGGCAUGUACUUCGUGAUCGAUGGGCAUGUGUCGAUUUCGAAGAACGUCAACGGGAAAAAAGUCAACAUGAAAUCUGUUGAAAAAGGUGGAUAUUUCGGCGAGCUGGCUCUGCUGACCAAUGCGCAAAGAGCAGCGACGGCAGUGGCAAAGGGAAAGUUGACAACGGCUUUUCUCGACGCACAAGCUUUCUCCCGCCUCAUGGGACCCUGCGAAGAUGCGAUGAGGGCAAACAUGGAAAAAUACGGUAUCAAGAAGGAAAACAUAGUCUGAUUGUGUUCAAAACGUUCCUUACAUCGCAUUGCUUUAUGAACUUUCUUGAGUUUUGGUCUGCGACGAGUCCAGUAGUCACAAACAUUUCCACAUAAAGAUUCGAUUGAAAUAAAUUAUUGAUCGUCAGAA
Messenger RNA from Cimex lectularius (bed bug), 1448 nucleotides. Its product is annotated as cAMP-dependent protein kinase type II regulatory subunit-like. Gene Ontology annotation, cellular component: cAMP-dependent protein kinase complex. The transcript has 4 exons. Gene Ontology annotation, molecular function: cAMP-dependent protein kinase regulator activity. NCBI's taxonomy places the organism in Eukaryota, Metazoa, Arthropoda, Insecta, Hemiptera, Cimicidae. The record is from RefSeq and is a predicted model, not a curated record. Gene Ontology annotation, biological process: regulation of protein phosphorylation. Bases 225 to 1319 code for a protein of 364 amino acids.